AUGCUAGCCGCGAGCCGUGUGUCACCUACCGCAAAGAUCCCCCGUAUCGCCGGCCACGAAAGGGGCGCCGCCGCAGGGAUCGAGCUUCAGGAGCUGAUUCCAGCGUCCGACAAGGGCUAUGGGGAGUCGGUGAACUCCAAUGCGCACAAAAACAUGGCGUACCGUCUCCUCAAAUGGGGCGAGGUUGAGAUGCCGGAAGACUGGCAUCGCGAGUCGGCAGAAGAAGGGAAUGACCAGGAGGCACCGCGAGUCGGACACCUCAGUUUCGGGACCAUCUUGGACGACCCCCAGCCGCCGACCGAGGGAUACUUCUACGCAUGA
This is a messenger RNA of Colletotrichum graminicola M1.001, 321 nucleotides long. RefSeq lists its product as uncharacterized. The record is from RefSeq and is a predicted model, not a curated record. The coding region runs from base 1 to 321 and encodes 106 amino acids. The transcript has a single exon. NCBI's taxonomy places the organism in Eukaryota, Fungi, Ascomycota, Sordariomycetes, Glomerellales, Glomerellaceae.